This is a messenger RNA of Humulus lupulus (European hop), 930 nucleotides long. RefSeq names its product putative disease resistance protein RGA1. The transcript has a single exon. Gene Ontology annotation, molecular function: ADP binding. NCBI's taxonomy places the organism in Eukaryota, Viridiplantae, Streptophyta, Magnoliopsida, Rosales, Cannabaceae. The record is from RefSeq and is a predicted model, not a curated record. Bases 1 to 930 code for a protein of 309 amino acids.
AUGGAAGAUAUAGCUUACAGCUUAGCUGGAAAUAUCUUGGAAAAGCUGGGUUCCCUUGCUUAUGGCGAGGUUAACUUGGCAUGGGGCAUGAAAGACGACUUCAAUAAGCUGAAGAACACGACGUCCACCCACAAAUCUGUGCUCCAAGAUGCGGAAAGCAAGCAAGCCCAGAAUGAAGUAUUCAGAAUCUGGCUCACUAAACUUAAAGUUGUCUUCCAUGACGCAGUGGAUGUGCUCGAUGACUUUGAGUGCGAACUACUGAGGAGACAGGUUGUGAAACAAUAUGCUUCUUUCGGUAGAAAGGUACGUCGUUUCUUUUCAAGCUCCAAUUCACUUGCCUAUCGUUUCAGUGUUGCUCAUCGAGUAAAGGUUAUAAGGCAAAAAUUAGAUGGGAUUGCUAAGGAUAUGGAAGAGUUCAAUUUGAUCAAAUCCACGCUGAAUGUGGAACAAAGCCCUCUUAUGCAGGAGAGUAGAGAGACUCACUCCUUUGUCAACCUUUCAAACGUUAUUGGUAGAGAUCGUGAAAAGGGGGAGAUUCUAGAUAUGGCAUUGAUGGACCAAGCUCACACAAGUGAUAAUCAAAUCCCUGCCAUUUCGAUAGUUGGGAUGGGAGGUUUAGGAAAGACCACACUUAUCAAAGCAGUAUACAACGACGAACAAAUUGGUGGCAAGUUUGAUUUGCCAAUUUGGGUAUGUGUGUCUCUGGAUUUCAAUGUGUCUAGAAUAAUAAAAGAUAUUCUUAAGGAUGCAACUGGCAGCAGUGGUACCAGUGACAUGUCUAAUUUAAAUCAGUUGCAAAAAUCCUUGAGAGACACCUUGAAAGAUAAAAAAAUUCUACUUGUGUUGGAUGCGUAUGGAAUAAGGAUUUUUCUAAGUGGCGGCAAUUGGCAGAGUUGUUAUCAGUGGGUUCCAAGGGAAGAAAAAUUAUAG